Messenger RNA from Sorex fumeus (smoky shrew), 4135 nucleotides. It is a transcript of the gene FGD5, whose product is annotated as FYVE, RhoGEF and PH domain containing 5. The transcript is spliced from 20 exons. Gene Ontology annotation, cellular component: cytoplasm. Gene Ontology annotation, molecular function: guanyl-nucleotide exchange factor activity; metal ion binding. The coding region runs from base 145 to 3678 and encodes 1177 amino acids. The record is from RefSeq and is a predicted model, not a curated record. NCBI's taxonomy places the organism in Eukaryota, Metazoa, Chordata, Mammalia, Eulipotyphla, Soricidae.
CUCGAGGAAGGCCAAGUGGAUGCAGAACCAGACCUACUGGAGUGCGUGAGCUCCGAUGGCCUCACCGAGGAGGCUGCCGGGGGGGAUGUCGGCGAGGAGCAGCCCCCCGCGUGGGAGCCAGCCACGGCCACAGACUGCCCCGCGAUGUCCGAGGAGCAGGAACACGAAGGUGCCCCUGGCACUGACCAGCAGAAUGACCAGGAGGAAGCCCUGGAGCAAGGGGAGAAGCCAGACUCAGAAGUGCUGGCUGUGGACUCCCAGGAGGCGGGAGAGGACCCCCACCAAGGCGUGGACACCCUGGAGGAGGAAGCGGCAGAGGACAGCUGCCAGAUCGUCCCUUUCGAGAGCGACAGUCUGGACGAGCUGGUGGCCGCACUGCCCGGAAGCCCCUACCCCUUCCUCCCCACCGAGAGCACGUCCUUCUGCAGUGACAGCUGCUGCCCGCCCGUGGCGUGCGGGGCUGGGGCCAGGCGGGACCCCGGGGCUGAUACCGCGUGUGUGUCCCUGCAGGGUGGCGCUGCGGAGGGCCCCCCGGUCCCUGACGUGGUGCUCGUGCCCGAGACCCCCGACGCUCUCAGCAACCCCUACGAGAUGGGCGCACCCGAGCCAGCCACCCCCGAGCAGCCCGGGGCCUGGGCCGGCGCCCCGGGUGGAAAAGAAGACGCGAACUCGGAUGCCGAGGGCAGCCUGGCCCCCCUCGACAGGAAGAACAUCAUGACGCGGGCCCGGCCGCACUCCGGGAAGCUGGCCGGCUGCGUCCCGGAAACCGUCCCGGAAGAAUCGGGGCCGGAGGCUGCCUUGUCGGGCCUGGGCCUCCGAGGCGGCCCCGAGGAGGCCAGGAGGCCCAUCCUGCCCGCGGAGGGGAAGCCGCCGGCGGAAGCGGGCCGGGCGCUGCCUGCCAAGCCCAGGCCCUUCCCUCUGUACCCGCGCUCGCUGUCCGUGGAGGGCCGGGAGCUCCCGGUCUCGGCCUUCCGGGAGCCCGAGGGCUGCAGCCUGGACGAGCGCUGGAUGCAGCGCAAGGAGGACAACCUGUCUCUGCCCUGCGUCAUCGGCUCGUCGGGCAGCUUCUCCCAGCGGAACCACCUCCCGUCCAGCGGCACGUCCACCCCCUCGUCCGUGGUGGACAUCCCCCCGCCCUUCGACCUGGCCUGCAUCACCAAGAAGCCCAUCACCAAGAGCUCGCCCUCCCUGCUGAUCGGCAGCGACCCCUCGGACAAGCAGGCCAAGAAGAAGAAGUCCUCGUUCAAGCGCUUCCUGGCGCUCACCUUCAAGAAGAAGUCGGAGAGCAAAGGGCACGGCGACGCACCCGGCUCCUCGUCCCGGUCCUCGUCCGAGUCCAGCUACCACGGGCCCUCGCGCCUCCUGGAGCUGGACCGCGGCAGCCUGGGGAGCUCCCCGCAGCUCAAGGCGCGGGCCGGCAAGCUGCGGGCCUGCGACUCGCCCUCGUCCCUGAUCUUCUGCCGGGACGGCAAGCGGAAAGGCGUCCCCUUCAGCAGGACCGUGUCCCGGGUGGAGUCCUUCGAGGACCGCUCCCGGCCCCCCUUCCUGCCCCUGCCCCUCACCAAGCCCCGCUCCAUCUCCUUCCCCAACGCCGACACCUCCGACUACGAGAACAUCCCGGCCAUGAACUCGGACUACGAGAACAUCCAGAUUCCGCCGCGGAGGCCCGCGCGGGCCGGCACCUUCACCAAGCUGUUCGAGGAGCAGAGCCGAGCCCUGUCGGCCGCCAACGAGAACGACGGCUACGUGGACAUGAGCAGCUUCAACGCCUUCGAGAGCAAGCAGCAGGGCGCCGACCCGGACGCGGAAAGCGCCUACACGGAGCCCUACAAGGUGUGCCCGGUGCCCACGGCAGCCCCCAGGGAAGACCUCACCUCGGAUGAAGAGCAGGGGAGCUCGGAGGAGGAGGACGGCGCUCUGAGGGACCCCAACCUCGCCCAUAAGGGAGAAGGCCAGUCCCGCGCCCAGGUCAUCGCCCAGGAGCUGCUGGCGUCGGAGAGAGCGUACGUGGACACGCUCCAGCGCCUGGACCUGGACUUCCACGGAGCUGUCCUGAGGGCCUUGGAUGAGAUGGACCAGGAAGGCAAGGACUCGCCUGGCCGGGAGGAGCUGCGGCGUGGCCUGGCCGAGCUCCCGGCACUCCACCGGCUCCACCGCGGCAUCUUGCAGGGGCUGGAGGCGAGGCUGCUGCACUGGGACAGCCAGCAGAAGGUGGCCGACAUCUUCCUGGCCCGGGCCGAGGCCUUCGGCCACCACACGGCGCACAUCCUGCAGUUCGACAGGUACCUGGGGCUGCUGGGUGAGACGUGCCUGCACUCACCCCGGCUGGCGGCCGCCGUCCGCGAAUUCGAGCAGCAGGGCCUGCCCGGAGGCGGCUCGGCCAUGAAGCACCGGCUGCUGAGGGUGGUGCAACGCCUCUUCCAGUAUCAGGUGCUGCUCACAGACUACCUAAAUAACCUCUGCCCCGACUCGGCCGAGUACGAGGACACGCAGGGCGCGCUGACCCUCAUCUCCUCAAUCACGGACCGCGCCAACGACAGCAUGGAGCAAGGGGAAAACCUGCAGAAGCUGGUCCACAUCGAGCACAGCGUCCGGGGCCAGGGGGACCUCGUCCAGCCAGGAAGGGAGUUUCUGAAGGAGGGGACGCUGAUGAAGGUGGCGGGGAGGACCCGGCGGCCCCGGCAUCUGUUCCUGAUGAGCGACGUGCUCCUGUACACAUACCCCCAGAAGGACGGGAAGUACCGGCUGAAGAACACACUGAAGGUGGCCGGCAUGAAGGUCAGCCGCCCCGUGAUGGACAAGGUGCCCUACGCGCUCAGGAUCGAGACCCCCGAGUCCUGCCUGACUCUGUCUGCAAGCUCCUGCGCCGAGAGGGACGAGUGGCACGCCUGCCUGAGCAGAGCCCUCCCCGAGGACUACAAGGCGCAGGCCCUGGCCGCCUUCCACCACAGUGUGGAGGUUCGAGAGAGGUUGGGGGUGAGCCUGGGCGAACGCCCCCCGACCCUGGUGCCCGUCACCCACGUGAUGAUGUGCAUGAACUGCGGCUGCGACUUCUCCCUGACCCUGCGGCGCCACCACUGCCACGCCUGCGGCAAGAUCGUCUGCAGGAACUGCUCGAGGAACAAAUACCCCCUCAAGUACCUCAAGGACCGGCUGGCCAAGGUCUGCGACGGCUGCUAUGGAGAGCUGAAGAGGAGGGGCGGGGACGUGCCCGUGCUGCUGAGAGAGCGGCCGGCCAGCAUGAGCUUCCCGCCGGCCUCAUACCGCCUGUCCAGCAGUGCUUUCUCAUCGGUCCUGCACAGCAUCAACCCCGCCGCCUUCCGGAAGCAGAAGAAAGUCCCGUCAGCGCUGACUGAGGUGGCCGCGUCCGGAGAGGGCUCGGCCAUCAGUGGCUACCUCAGCCGCGGCAAGAAGGGCAAGAGGCACUGGAAGAAGCUCUGGUUCGUCAUCAAGGGCAAAGUGCUCUACACCUACAUGGCCAGCGAGGACACUGUGGCCAUGGAGAGCAUGCCCCUGUUGGGCUUCACCAUCGCCCCCGAAAAGGAAGAGGGCAGCAGCGAAGUAGGACCCGUCUUUCACCUUUACCACAAGAAAACCCUGUUUUAUAGCUUCAAGGCAGAGGACACCAAUUCAGCUCAGAGGUGGAUCGAGGCCAUGGAAAACGCAAGCGUGUUAUAGCAGUUACUGGGUGUGUGGACUGAGGAGAAACUCUUAGUUGCGACAUGGACCCUUCUGGAAACCAAGCCGUGUCUCCACUGGUCUGGCCCACAUCUGGCUUCCGUGCGGAGCCGGGCCUUGUUUUGCUGUCACCUCUCCUGUCCCCCUUCCCAAGUGGACCCUACGGGAUAUUUAUGGACGGUUCCUCUUCUCUCUCGCGUCCUCCAUGCCACCUGCCACCCGCGGGCAUCAGCUGUGGCCUUAACCCAGCAGCGAGCUGGAGUGGAGACCAGCGCCAGAGGGAACUUUCCAGAAAGGUGGGCUGCUCCGGAGACGAGCUUGCCCGCCCUCCUCGCAGCGAACAUUCUCGCCUUCCCAGCUGUUGAUCGUGGUGCUCAGGUGACAGAGAAACCACCAGUGAAUCUCUCUCGUCAGAAGCACUUUAUUCAGAGUUCCCUGAGCUCCGGUGGCAGUUAGA